UAUAUGGAGCCAAGGGUGCCCGUAUAGAAAUCUACCCUGGGAGUCAGUGCACCCUGAGUGACAAUGGGAUCCACCACUGCAAGGAAGGGAUCUUCAUUAAGGACUUCUUAGAUGAACAUUGUGACAUUCCCAAGAUAUCCAUGGUGAAUCAUAUAAUACAUAAUAAUGAAGGUUAUGGUGCUGUCUCGGUGAAACCUACAGUCUUCUCUGACCUGCAAGAAAAUGCUAAAGAUGGAACUGAAGAUUUUGCCUCUGACCAUCCAAGGGAAAGCACACUCUUCCUGAGAAAAUAUCAAAUGAGUGUGCAAGAAGAGAGGAGGAGCUCUCACCUAUAUUAUAUACCUCCAUGGCUUCUUGCUAGAAACUACAGCUCACGUUCGACCAUAUUGCUAGAUAACAGCACAGUCAGCCAGCCUGAUCUUAGACACACACUAGAAAAUGUGACUUUGGCAAUAUAUUACAGCAUAAAACACAGAUCUGCAAAUAGAUCUCUGGCUAUUUUGGAAGAGCCAAUACAUCCACUUUCAGUAAGUGUCACUUUCUUUGAGGUUCUAUUUUUGUCUCAUAGAGUUGUAUUUAGUUCAUGCUGAAGUCAAAAUCACCCACCUUUAAGUCUUCCCUCUGUUGUAUCUAAUCAUCUUAUAUAAGGAGUGUUGUCCAGUGGGCAUGCUGGAGUAAGAGCUGACUUGCAGCUCGGUUUAAUUAGUGCACUAAGGGGAGUAAAUAUACCAUCCAAAUA
Messenger RNA from Nomascus leucogenys (northern white-cheeked gibbon), 739 nucleotides. Its product is annotated as cyclin-Y-like protein 1. Lineage: Eukaryota; Metazoa; Chordata; Mammalia; Primates; Hylobatidae. Gene Ontology annotation, cellular component: plasma membrane. The transcript is spliced from 8 exons. Gene Ontology annotation, biological process: regulation of protein kinase activity; regulation of canonical Wnt signaling pathway. Gene Ontology annotation, molecular function: cyclin-dependent protein serine/threonine kinase activator activity. The coding region runs from base 141 to 590 and encodes 149 amino acids. The record is from RefSeq and is a predicted model, not a curated record.